AUGGGUGGCCCCAGCUGCCAGUCAUGGCAAGAGCUGGCGGAGCAGCCGCCUCAGCCGAGCGAAGGCUAUGGAAAAGCAUGUGAUAUGAUCGUUGCUUUGCGCGAGCAGAUCGGCUCCAUGAAAAAACAACUUUCGAACCUCGCUCUCCCCAUGAAGACCUACAUCUAUAGCACAGAUGCACCUGACCGGACAGCGCUCCAGCGCGCGUUGAGCUCCGUGGAUGACGCAGCAGCAGCAAUAGGCGCUGCCGCAGUAGCAGCAGCAGAAGCAGCAGCAGCAGCAGAUGCACCUGACCGGACAGCGCUCCAGCGCGCGUUGAGCUCCGUGGAUGACGCAGCAGCAGCAAUAGGUGCUGCCGCAGUAGCAGCAGCAGAAGCAGCAGCAGCAGAUGCUUGCAUCCCCGCAGAAGUGAAGGCCGAGGCAGCAAAGGUUCUCGGUGCCCUUCGCAGCGACAUCACCCAGCAGUCCGCAGACAGCCGAGCGCUGUGCCUGGUUACAGCUGACAAGGCAGACGCCCACGCAGCCAGGAGCCAGCAGCAGCAGCCAGAGCAGCAGCAGCAGGAAGAGCAGCAGCAGCAGCAGGGGGGACCAGGGUUUGCGAAGGAGUUGUAUGAGACGCCCACGCAGCCAGGAGCCAGCAGCAGCAGCCAGAGCAGCAGCAGCAGGAAGAGCAGCAGCAGCAGGGGGGACCAGGGUUUGCGAAGGAGUUAUAUGGCGACUUCAACCUGCAGUUGGGGCCCAUAA
Messenger RNA from Eimeria mitis, 744 nucleotides. RefSeq lists its product as uncharacterized. The transcript has 4 exons. Lineage: Eukaryota; Apicomplexa; Conoidasida; Eucoccidiorida; Eimeriidae. The coding region runs from base 1 to 744 and encodes 247 amino acids. The record is from RefSeq and is a predicted model, not a curated record.